GGCCUGCCCGGCGGGCCCCGACACCGACAGCCCCGUCACCAUCACCACCACCGUCGUCACCGUCAUCAUCACCACCGCCGCCUCAGCCGCCCCGACGACAGCAAGGGGGCCCGGGCGGGGCCAUGAGGGCGCCUGGGCCGGGGCCCCAGCGAGCCUGACGACGGGAGCCGCCCGGCUGACUGACUGACUGACUGCCUGACUGACUGACUGACUGACGGGAGGCUCCCGCCAUGGCCCGCCUGGCCGACUACUUCGUCCUGGUGGGCUACGGGCCCGACCCCGACCCCAGGGGGAGCGGCCAAGGCCAAGGCCAGAUCCUGCAGCGCUUCCCGGAGAAAGAUUGGGCCGACAACCCCUUCCCCCAGGGCAUCGAGUUGUUCUGCCAGCCCAGCGGGUGGCAGCUGUGCCCCGAGCGGAGCCCACCCACCUUCUCCAUCGCCGUCCUCACGGACAUCAACUCAGAGCGCCACUACUGCGCCUGCCUCACCUUCUGGGAGCCCGUGGAGGCGGCUCAGGCUCACGCUCAGAGUGAGGCCGAGGAGGGGCAGAGAUCGGCGCGGGGGUCCGCCCCUGGGCCCCCGGCCUCCCCGCCACAGCUGUUCGCGCCCAAGACGCUGGUGCUGGUGUCCCGGCUGGACCACUCGGAGGUGUUCAGGAACAGCCUGGGCCUCAUCUACACGGUCCACGUGGAGGGUCUGAGCACGUCCCUGGAGAACCUCGUGGGCAACCUCCUCACCUGCUUCGUCCCCAUUGCGGGGGGCGCACAGCCGGACUGUGUAGAGGAAGGAGCGAGGACCAUCUCGUUAGGCGUCGGUGACCGCCAGGUGAUCCAGACGCCUCUGAGCGACUCGCUGCCCGUCAGCUGCUGCAGCGUCGCCCUGCUCUUCCGCCAGCUGGGCAUCACCAACGUGCUGACCCUGUUCUGCGCCUGUCUCACGGAACACAAGAUCCUCUUCCUGUCCCGCAGCUACCAGCGCCUCACGGACGCCUGCCGUGGGCUGCUCGCCCUGCUCUUCCCGCUCAAGUACAGCUUCACCUACGUGCCCAUCCUGCCGGCCCAGCUGCUGGAGGUGCUGAGCACUCCGACCCCCUUCGUCAUCGGCGUCAACUCCAUCUUCCAGGCUGAGACUCAGGAGCUGCUGGACGUGAUCAUCGCGGACCUGGAUGGGGGGACGGUGACCGUUCCCGAGUGUGUGCACGUCCCCCCGCUCCCCGAGCCACUGCAUGGCCAGACCCACCGGGCCCUGUGCAUGGUCCUGGACCCUGAGCUGGAGCUCGCUGACCUGGCCUUCCCCCCGCCCUCCAGUUCCCCCCAAUCCCUCAAGAUGCAGGACAAGGAGCUGCGGGCGGUGUUCCUGCGCCUGUUUGCCCAGCUGCUGCAGGGCUACCGCUGGUGUCUGCACCUCGUCCGCAUCCACCCGGAGCCCGUGCUGCGUUUCCACAAGGCAGCAUUCCUGGGGCAGCGAGGCCUAGUGGAAGAUGAGUUCUUGCCCAAGGUGCUGGAGGGAAUGGCGUUUGCCGGCUUUAUCUCCGAACGUGGGGACCCAUUCCGCCCCAUCGACCUGUUCGAUGAGCUGGUGGCCCAGGAGGUGCAGCCCAUCGGGGUCGAGGAGAAGCAGCCCCAGCGCGUCCUGCGGAAUGUGAAGGAGCUGGCAGAGGCUCUGUACAAGAAUGAGAAUCCUUACCCAGCGGUGGCCAUGCACAAAGUGCAGAAGCCGGCCGAGGGCGGCCACCUGCAGCGGGCACCGCGGCCGUUCCCGCGGCUGGACGAGAGCACGGUGCAGUGGAUCAUCGACCAGGCCAGCGCCAAGCUGCAGGGCGCCCCGCCCGCGGUGCGGGCGGCCAAGAAGACCCUGGUGCCCUCUGGCCCGCCCAUCGCGGCCAUCGUGGAGCGGAAUGGCGGGUUGCAGGUCAACAACGCGCGGAGGCUCGAGGUCGUGCGCAACUGCAUCACCUUUACUUUCGAGGGCAAGAUGCUGGAGGCCAAGAAGCUGCUCCCGGCUGUGCUGCGGGCGCUGAAGGGCCGGGCCGCCCGGCGCUGCCUGACCCGCGAGCUGCACCUGCACGUGCAGCAGAACCGCUCCGUGCUGGACCACCAGCAGUUCGACUACGUCGUGCGCAUGAUCAACUCCUGCCUGCAGGACUGCGCGGCCACGGACGAACACGGCAUCGCGGCCGCCCUGCUGCCCCUGGUCACGGCCUUCUGCCGGAAGCUGAGCCCCGGCGUGACGCAGUUCGCGUACAGCUGCGUGCAGGAACACACGGUCUGGACCACCCCCCAGUUCUGGGAGGCCAUGUUCUACGGCGACGUGCAGACCCACAUCCGUGCCCUCUACCUGGAUCCCGGCGGCAACAGCCCCGUGGCGCGGGCGGCGCCGGACAGCGAGGGGCCGGCCGGCCGGGUGACGCUGCUGGAAGAGGAAGAGGAGGAGGAGGAGGACCGCGGGGGGCCACCGGAGGAGGAGGAAGAGGAGGAGGAGGAGAAGUCGGCGCUGGAGGUGGCGGCGGAGCAGCGGCGGCUGUGGCCCACGCUGACCCGGGAGAAGCAGCAGGAGCUGGUGCAGAAGGAGGAGAGCACCGUGUACAGUCAGGCCAUCCACUACGCCAACCGCAUGAGCUACCUGCUCCUGCCCCUCGAUGCCAGCAAGGGCCGCCUGGCGCGCGGGACCCCGCUGGCCGACGCCGACAGCGUCAGCAACAGCCUCGUCACCAACAGCAUGGCGGGCAGCGUGGCCGAGAGCUACGACACGGAGAGCGGGUUCGAGGACGCGGAGGGCUCGGACGCGGCGGGCGCCGUGGUGAGGUUCAUCAACCGCUUCGUGGACAAGGUCUGCACCGAGAGCGGCGUCACCAGCGAGCAUCUCAAGAGCCUGCACAGCAUGGUGCCAGACAUCGUCCAGAUGCACAUCGAGACGCUGGACGCCGUGCACAGAGAGAGCAAACGCCUCCCUCCCAUCCAGAAGCCCAAACUGCUGCGCCCGACCCUGCUGCCCGGCGAGGAGUGCGUACUCGAGGGCCUGCGGGUCUACCUGAUGCCCGACGGACGGGAGGAAGGGGCGGGGGGCAACGUCGGCGGGCCAGCCCUGCUGCCUGCGGAGGGUGCCAUCUUCCUCACCACCUACCGGGUCAUCUUCACCGGACUGCCCACCGACCCCCUGGUGGGGGAGCAGGGGGUGGUCCGCUCCUUCCCCGUGGCUGCGCUGACCAAGGAGAAGAAAAUCAGCGUCCAGGUGGACCAGUGCCAGCUGGACGGGCUGCGGCUGCGCUCCUGCACUUUCCAGCUGCUGAAGAUCGCUUUCGACGAGGAGGUGGGCUCCGACAGCGCCGAGACCUUCCGCAAGCACCUUCAAAAGCUGCGCUUCCCCACCCACGUCCACAACACCUUCGCCUUCAGCGCCGGCCAGCCCGCCCCCACCCUGCAGCCCCGCUCCAAAGAGAAGAGCCCCUCCCUCAGGACGCUGUCGCGGAACCUGAUGAAGAACGCCAAGAAGACCAUGGGCCGCCAGCACGAGAGCCGCCGCAAAUACCACCCGCCCAGCCUGGGGACCCUGCUGUCCCAGCCGGCUCACGGCGCCGAUGACCCGGACGACCCCAUCUCAGUGUCGGAGGAGGCGGAGCCCGGCACGCUGACCCCCGGCGGUGCGGGCCUGAAGCCGUCCGACCGCCUGACCCUGAGCCACCUGGUGGACCGGGCCUGCUGCCGUGACUACCAGCGCCUGGGGCUGGGCACGCUCAGCAGCAGCCUGAGUCGCGCCAAGCACGAGCAGCCCUUCCGCAUCUCCACCGUCAACCGCAUGUACGCCGUCUGCCGCAGCUACCCCGGGGUGCUGAUCGUGCCGCAGAGCGUACAGGACAACGCGCUGCAGAAGGUGUCCCGCUGCUACCGGCAGGGCCGCUUCCCGGUGCUGUGCUGGCGGAGCGGGCGCUCGCGGGCCGUGCUCCUGCGCUCCGGGGGGCUGCACGCCAAGGGCGUCGUCAGCCUCUUCAAGGCCCAGAACGCCCCCUCCCCAGGGCAGUCGCCGGUGGACUCCAGCAGCCAGGAGCAGGAGAGCUACCUGCAGGCCGUGGUCAGCUGCCUGACCCACCGCGGCCACGAGGCCUCCGGCCGCAACACGCUCAGCGGCUUCUCCUCCGCCCACAUGGCCGGCCACGAUCCCUCGGAGCGGAGACCCCGGCCGGCCGGGCUGAGCUCCCUGAUGAAGCAGGUGAUGGGCGGGAAGGAGGACGGUGGCGGCGGCGCGAGCCGUGGAGUGCCCAGCCACAGAGCCGGGGUGACCACCCUGUCUGGUCCCAUGGCCACCCCGGGCAUCAGAAGGACCAGUCCCCGAGGGAAGUGGGGCAGCAUCCGUGUCAGCGGGCGCAGCGCCGGCCCCGGCGUGGACGUGGGCUCGCGGCUGGCGGCGAAGGAGCUCCUGAGCCCCCAGCCCAACGGGGGGCCCCCCGAACCGGGCUUCCUCCACCCUCCCCGGGCUGCCCUCUAUAUCAUCGGGGACAAGUCUCAGCUCAAGGGCGUGAAGCCGGACCCCCUGCAUCAGUGGGAGCUGGUCCCCAUCGAGGUGUUCGAGGUGCGGCACGUCAAAGCCAGCUUCAAGAAACUGCUCAAAGCCUGCGUGCCCGGCUGCCCGCCCGGCUCCGCGCCCAACGAGGGCAACCCCACCUACCUGCGCUCGCUGGAGGAGUCGGAGUGGCUCGGCCAGAUCCACAAGCUUCUGCAGUUGUCUGUGCUGGUGGUGGAACUGCUGGACUCGGGCUCUUCGGUCCUGGUCAGCCUGGAGGACGGAUGGGACAUCACCACCCAGGUGGUGUCCCUGGUGCAGCUGCUGUCGGACCCGUACUACCGCACGCUGGACGGCUUCCGCGUGCUGGUGGAGAAGGAGUGGCUGUCCUUCGGCCACCGCUUCGGCCAGCGCGGCACCCACACCGUGGCCGACCAGAGCAGCGGCUUCGCCCCCGUCUUCCUGCAGUUCCUGGACUGCGUGCACCAGGUCCACCUGCAGUUCCCCAUGGAGUUUGAGUUCAGCCAGUACUACCUCAAGUUCCUCGGCUACCACCACAUGAGCCGUCGCUUCCGCACCUUCCUGCUCGACUCGGACUGCGAGCGCAUCGAGCUGGGGCUGCUGUACGAAGAGAAGGGGGAGCGCAGGGGCCAGCAGCAGCCUCCGCUGCCGCCACCGCCGCCGCCGUCGUCGUCCCAGCAGCCGCUGCAGCCGUGCCGCUCCGUGUGGGACUGCGUCGAGCGGCUGGGCCGGAAGGCGCCCAUCUUCUUCAACUACAUGUACGCGCCCGAGGAUGGCCAGGUACUCCGCCCCUACAGCAACGUGUCGAACCUCAAGGUGUGGGACUACUACACGGAGGAGACCCUGGCCGAGGGCCCCCCGUACGACUGGGAGCAGGGCCCGGGCCCCCCCGAGCCCCCCGCCGAGGACGAGCGGCCGGACGGGGUGGCCCUGCAGACCAGCAAGCGGCGGGUGGUCUGGCCCUGCUACGACAGCCGGCCCCGCGCCCAGCCUGACGCCCUGACCCACCUGCUGCAGGAGCUGCAGCGGCUGGAGAUGGAGCUGGGCCGCGGGCCGGAGCGCUGGAAGGACACCUGGGACAGGGUCAAGGCUGCCCGGCAGAGCGAGGCCCGGCCCGAGGGGCGGAGCCCCCCCAGCUGGAUGCUGCCGUCCAGCCUGUCCCACCACCGCCGCUCGCUGGGCAUCUACCUGCAGGAGGGGAUGGCGGCGGUGGGGGUGGGCGGCGCCGGGGGCUCCUGCCUGAACCUCAGCCUGGACGGCGAUGACGCCGGCGCCGCCUCGGCCCUGGGCGGCGGCAAGGCGGGCGCCCGCCGCAGCGCCAGCACCUUGUACAACCAGUUCCAGAUGGUCGAGAGCGAGAACAGGUCGUACGAGGGGAUUCUGUACAAGAAGGGGGCUUUCAUGAAGGCCUGGAAACAGCGCUGGUUCGUCCUGGACAAAACCAAACACCAGCUGCGUUACUACGACCAGCGGACCGACGUGGACUGCAAGGGCUUCAUCGACCUGAGCGAGGUGGAGGCCGUGACCCCCAGCGCCCCCACCAUGGGGGCCCCCAAGAACGUGGACGAGAAGGCCUUCUUCGACCUGAAGACCACCCGGCGCGUUUACAACUUCUGUGCCCAGGACGGGGUGCAGGCUCAGCAGUGGGUGGACCGGAUCCAGAGCUGCCUGUCCGAAGUCUGACCCGCGGCCCGCAGUGGGAUCCCGGGGGGAGGGCCGGGGUCGGAAGCCGAGCGGCGCGGCCCUCCCCUGCCACCCCCUGCCCCCCCACCCGCCUCCGUCUCCGCAAACCACUGUCGGGGAGGUGGCGAGUGGCCAGCGACCCCCGUCUGCUCAUGUUUACAAGCCCCGGCGGGGCCCCGGGCGGUCAGUAUUGUCCGGCCGAGCGAAAGCGGCCGUGUUACGCCCCCGGCCCCCGGGGCCCGGCACUUGACUCUGUACAGGAACCGGUGGCCCGGGUGCGCUGCCGUGCCCAUCCAGCCGAGCUUCGCCCUCCCCCCAGCCGCCCGCCACAUCUUCGCCCCCCGUGCCCGUCCCGCGCCCGGCAGGGAGAGGCAAGGCCUCAGCUUCAGGGAGGGACCCCAGCCGCCCCCAUCCCCGCCC
Molecule: messenger RNA, 6620 nt
Organism: Tachyglossus aculeatus (Australian echidna)
Lineage: Eukaryota; Metazoa; Chordata; Mammalia; Monotremata; Tachyglossidae
Gene: SBF1
Product: SET binding factor 1
Exons: 43
Coding region: 231-6200 (1989 amino acids)
Source: RefSeq, a predicted model, not a curated record